AUGAGUAUUUCAAUUCCCAUUCAAAUUCUUGUGAAAGGUGUGGAGAGAAUUGCUAAUCCUGCAAUCUAAACUAUGGCUGUGAGAUAUGUCCAGGAGAAGAUUAGUAAAAAGGGUGGAUCAAUACAAUUUAAGUUAAUAGUGAACAUAGUUCGCCUUAAAAUGAAUUCAAAAUUUGCCAAUACGGACUAUGAGUGUAAAACUUGCUCGAAAGAUGAUAUUACUAAAUGUACAGAGUGUAGCUAUCCAGUUAAUCAAAAGUCAUUGUUAAUUGGAGAUGCUCAAAAUCCAUGCACAUCCUAAAGUGAAUAUUGCCUAGAUGCUUUGAGUUAAAAUAGUUGUCAACUAUGUAUCUAUGGAUAUGGCCUCUUUAUUGAUUCCAUUGGGAAUAAAAAGUGUCUCUAAUGCUAAUCAGAGUAAGCUAAUUCAGAGGAUAUAUUUGAUACAAUUCCUAUAAAUUGCAAUUUUUCCUUUGAUGUCUCAACAGGCAUGCCAAAAUAGGGAUAAAUAACAGCUUGCUUAAAUGGUUAUUUUGAUCCACUAAAAAAUAAAUGCAUCUCAAAUUGUGGUGUAGGCAGGUAUGGCUAAGUUACAUUUAAUUAAAGAGGCAUGAUUGAUAGCUCAGUCUGUAACGAGUGUGAUAAUAAUUGCUUUGAAUGUGCGACUUAGCAUGAAUGUAUUUCAUGCAAAAAGGGUUUUUAUUUGUCCACUGGCUCAAAUUAAAAAACAACAGGGAUAUGCAUCUUAAAAUCAGGGACAAGUGAAUUAGUUCUUUAUGUUGACAGUGUUAUUGGAAUGAAAACUACUGAUUAAAUUACAGGCUUGAAUCUUGAUGAUCCAUUUUAUUCGAUACAGAGUGCAAUAAUUAAGGCCUAUGAGUAUGGCUCUGAGUAUGAAAAUGCAAUUGUAAAUAUAAUGCUUAUACCUGGUAAGGUUCACUCAAUGCUAAGAUACGAUGAAAAAAUAAUUCUACCCCAAAAAUAUGAUUAAAAUUCCUAAUCAACGAAGAUAAUAAUUGAUACUCUCGAUGGGACUUAAGUAAAAGUCCUAUAUAAGCUCAGAGAUAAAUAUACAUUCCUUGUUGGAGGAGGGCUAGAACUAAGAAAUAUAGUAUUUGAUGCUACUGACUCAAUUUUAGAUCCUAGAUUUACCAGUCUAGAUACCUCACUUUUGAAUUCAAAUGAUUACACUUGCUUAAAAGAUCCCUUCAAUAAUUGUUGCUAAAUUUCUAAGGAUUUAUCUAGCGGAAAAUAUACUACAAGUGGACCAGAAUUCUGCUAGUUUUAAAUAUAACCAGAUGAUUAAUGUCAUUUGCCAAUAGGAGGAUCACUUAUCUAGUUUGACAUCUCUAAUUAAACUACUUUAGCUUCACCUUAAUUUUUAAAUAUAGAGAAUGUUAGAUUUGAAAACUUCAUCUAUGAUUUUAAUACCAUCAUAGAAAUAAAUGAUUUAGGAGGGCACAUUAGCAUGAUUAAUACUAGUUUCACAAAUAUAAAUUCAUGUGGAAGUGUCAUUAGAAAUAAGAGGUUUGAUUAAGUCUCUAGUUAUCUUGAGCCAGUCUUUCUUAGUCGAAGUUUACUAAAUUCCUUUGAAAUACUCAAAAGCAAGUUACCAAGCACUGAUAUCUUUUAAGAUAUAUGUGGCAAAUCUAUGAAUAUACCAUGUUUUAGUUUAAACAUAUCUGGAGGUAUAGUUGAGGACUUUGGUAGAAUGAUUAAUUUUUCUUAAGAUCCAUAAUGGGUAAAUCCUUUGCUAAAAAUGAAAAAUCUAGGAUAAUUUUUAGAUUUAGAUAAUUUUCAAGGUCCAGUUUUAAUCUAAAAUGUAAAUUUCACUAACAACCUUGCAGUCAAUCUUGACUAAUUUAAUGCAAAGAUGGAUAUUAUUUGGCUAAAGAAUCACUCUUUAAUGAAACUACAUAAAUCAUCCUAAAGUGAAUAUUGUCUAGAUGCUUUGAGUUAAAAUAGUUGUCAACUAUGUAUCUAUGGAUAUGGUCUCUUUAUUGAUUCCAUUGGGAAUUAAAAGUGUCUUUAAUGCUAAUCAGAGUAACCUAAUACAGAGGAUUUAUUUGAUACAAUUCCUAUAAAUUGCAAUUUUUCCCUUGAUGUCUCAACAGGCAUGGCAAAAUAGGGAUAAAUAACAGCUUGCUUAAAUGGUUAUUUCGAUCCACUAAAAAAUAAAUGCAUCUCAAAUUGUGGUGCAGGCAGGUAUGGCUAAGUUACAUUUAAUUAGAGAGGUAUGAUUGAUAGCUCAGUCUGUAACGAAUGUGAUAAUAAUUGCUUUGAAUGUGCGACUUAGCAUGAAUGCACUUCAUGCAAAAAGGGUUUUUAUUUGUCCACUGGCUCAAAUUAAAAAACAACAGGGAUAUGCAUCUUAAAAUCAGGGACAAGUGAAUUAGUUCUUUAUGUUGACAGUGUUAUUGGAAUGAAAACUACUGAUUAAAUUACAGGCUUGAAUCUUGAUGAUCCAUUUUAUUCGAUUCAGAGUGCAAUAAUUAAGGCCUAUGAGUAUGGCUCUGAGUAUGAAAAUGCUAUUGUAAAUAUAAUACUUAUACCUGAUGGGACUUAAGUAAAAGUCCUAUAUAAGCUCAGAGAUAAAUAUACAUUCCUUGUUGGAGGAGGGCUAGAACUAAGAAAUAUAGUAUUUGAUGCUACUGACUCAAUUUUAGAUCCUAGAUUUACCAGUCUAGAUACCUCACUUUUGAAUUCAAAUGAUUACACUUGCUUAAAAGAUCCCUUCAAUAAUUGUUGCUAAAUUUCUAAAGAUUUAUCUAGCGGAAAAUAUACUACAAGUGGACCAGAAUUCUGCUAGUUUUAAAUAUAGCCAGAUGAUUAAUGUCAUUUGCCAAUAGGAGGAUCACUAAUCUAGUUUGACAUCUCUAAUUAAACUACUUUAGCUUCACCUUAAUUUUUAAAUAUAGAGUUGAGGACUUUGGUAGAAUGA
Molecule: messenger RNA, 2937 nt
Organism: Stylonychia lemnae
Lineage: Eukaryota; Ciliophora; Spirotrichea; Sporadotrichida; Oxytrichidae
Source: the annotation of a GenBank genome assembly